Messenger RNA from Symphalangus syndactylus (siamang), 1353 nucleotides. RefSeq names its product ankyrin repeat domain 7 (gene ANKRD7). The record is from RefSeq and is a predicted model, not a curated record. Lineage: Eukaryota; Metazoa; Chordata; Mammalia; Primates; Hylobatidae. Gene Ontology annotation, molecular function: protein binding.
AGCAUUUCCACUUUCGUCAGGUACUGGAGAGGUCUGCCGGCCGGGUGCCAGGGCAGAGGGGCAGGGCGGACGGCUAGGAGUCCAAGAAACAUCCUGGUCUGAGGGAAAGACUGCAGCCUGCACCGCCAUGAAUAAGCUUUUCAGCUUCUGGAAGAGGAAGAAUGAGACCCGCAGCCAGGGCUACAACCUUCUAGAAAAGGAUUUAAAGAAACUUCACAGAGCUGCUUCAAUUGGGGAUUUGAAGAAGCUGAAGGAAUGCCUUCAGAUCAAGAAAUAUGAUGUAAACAUGCAUGACAAAAAACACAGUGUUGUCCAAUCUUCUAGAUGGCUUUUAUCCUACACCACUCCACUGAAUAACUUUAUAAGAACACCUUUGCACCUAGCCUGUGCUAAUGGACAUACAGAUGUUGUACUUUUCCUAAUUGAGCAACGAUGCAAAAUAAAUGUCCUGGAUAGUGAAAACAAAUCCCCAUUGAUUAAGGCAGUACAGUGUCAAAAUGAGGAUUGUGCUACUAUUCUUCUAAACUAUGGUGCAGACCCAGAUCUGAGGGAUAUUCGUUAUAAUACUGCUCUUCACUAUGCUGUUUGUGGUCAAAGUUUGUCAUUAGUUGGAAAACUGCUUGAAUAUGAAGCUGAUCUUGAAAUGAAAAAUAAGGAUGGGUGUACUCCACUAUUAGUUGCCGUUACUAACAAUAAUCCAAAAAUGGUAAAAUUUCUUCUGGAGAAAGGGGCUGAUGUGAAUGCUUCAGAUAAUUAUCAAAGAACAGCCCUUAUGCUUGCUGUCAGUGGUGAACCAACAUGUUCAGUAAAUCAUCUUCUUCGGCAAGGUGUGGAAUUAUGUUGCAAAGAUACUCGUGGAUUCACAGCUGAGGAAUAUGUUUAUUUCUUUGGUUUUACCGUAUACCCACAAUUCACUGCGAGCCAUGGAAAGAAGAAACAUGCUAAAUAGACACCUUAUUCUUGGCACUACGUGUGACUAAAGGAAGAUAUGGAACCCAUUUCUACAAUUUCUUUGCCGCUUCCUUGAAUUGGAAAAAAUGUAUUUUGAAAGAACCGUUAAGUGAACUAUUAUAAUAUUUUUGCUGACUAGCCAGUUGAAGAAAAGUUUGUUAAUUGGAUGGGAUUUUUUUUUUUCACGUUAGAAGACAUGAAGAAAUUUUAAAAGAUAAACAUCUAUAUUGUGAACCAUCAGCUGAAAAGAUAAAUUUGUGUUCAAUAUAUAGGCAGAAAAAAAUUUGUGUCAAAAUAUUGAAUGGAAUAAUAAUGAGUAAACUGUGUUAGGCAUGUAUUAAAACAUUUAAAUAAAAUAAAAAUACAUUUCGGCUACAAAAUGAAGGAAAACAUUAUAAAUAA